GGGCGGCCCCCUCGGGAACUCGGGGGGCAGCGGCUGUGGUCAUCCCUGCUCUAGCUGAGGCGCUUCUCUCCCCGCAGGUUGGCCAUGGCGGACUCCACGCAGAAUGGGCCCAUGCCAGGCGGGGCCGGCGGCGGAGCCGUGCAAUUUCUGAUGGCUAACAAGUUGGAUACAGCAAUGUGGAUUUCCCGCUUGUUCACAGUUUACUGCUCAGCUCUAUUUGUCCUGCCUCUUCUAGGGUUGCAUGAAGCAGCAAGCUUUUAUCAGCGUGCCUUGCUGGCAAAUGCUCUUACUAGUGCCCUCCGACUACACCAAAGGCUACCGCACUUUCAGCUUAGCAGGGCGUUUCUGGCCCAGGCUUUGCUGGAGGACAGCUGCCACUACCUGUUGUACUCUCUUAUCUUUGUGAAUUCCUACCCUGUUACAAUGAGUAUUUUUCCAGUUCUGCUAUUCUCUUUGCUUCAUGCUGCCACAUAUACAAAGAAGGUUCUUGAUGCACGAAGUUCAAAUAGCCUGCCCUUUCUGAGAAAUCUGUUAGAGAAACUGAAUGCCAAUCAACAGAAUAUUCUAAAAUUCAUUGCUUGCAAUGAAAUUUUCCUGAUGCCAGCUACAGUUUUCAUGCUCUUCAGUGGGCAAGGGAGCCUGCUCCAGCCAUUCAUUUACUAUAGAUUUCUUACAUUACGCUACUCCUCUCGGCGAAAUCCAUACUGUCGGACUCUCUUCACUGAGCUGAGGAUUGUUGUUGAACAUUUAAUAAUGAAGCCCUCAUGCCCUGUUUUUGUAAGAAGACUAUGCCUCAGCAGCAUUUCCUUUAUAAGCAGAUUGGCACCAACUGUUGCAUAGCCAGAUUUCAGGCACUUGUGUUUUGUGAACAUUAUGAGCAGCUGGCACUUCUGCUGCUGCUGAUAAAUUCCUGGUUUUACACUGAUCUCACUCCAGGCUGUGUAAAAAUGUGUAUAUGCUUUUCUUGGAGAUAAUACAAAAUUUAGCAUAUCAAAAGCAAGUCAUGGAAACUUAAAAUUACUGUGCUGUAUCGAUAAUUGGUGAAAAAAAAAAAAUAGCUGCAUCCUAUCCAAAACAUGCCCAGUCAUAUGGAAUUAUUUUUCUAUGAACCAAGGAUUGUUUGAGGUUGAUUAAAACUUUGUCUGUGCUCAGCUGGCUUACGCUAGUUGGAACUAUAGCUACUGUACGAUGUUUCCAGUGGAUAGUAGUUGGUACACAUACCUAUGCAGUACACUUUGGACAGUAUUCUUCUGCUUACUAAAUGUAUCUGUAGAACCAUUUUGUCUAAAUUACUCAAUGUAAAAAUACAGCCCUCUGAAUUUAACAAAAGGGACUAAAAUCUAUCAAGCUGACAUAGUUAACACCUUUUCUGAAGGAGAGGCUAUUUUUAUUAAUACUGCUUAAAAAGAUCUAUUCCGAGUUUCUACCUUGGGACACAGUCUUACAUUACAUUGUUGGAAGAAAUAUCAAGACUCUGAUCACGGAAAACUCUGUGCAGUUAUCUUGUCAUAACAAGAUGUUUUACCAAGCCAAAUUGCUGACUUGUAGGUUUUUCAGACUAAGAUGCACUGCUUAAACUUUCAACCAUCCCUUAAGUGAACUAAUCAAUGUAAACAAAGUAACUUUUGCAGAAUCAUUGCAGGUUGGUUCUUGUGUCUACACAAAUGUGAGACUGCAGUAAUUCAAGCAUGUCAGCUUUAUAGAAAAUUAAUCUGUAGUUAGCUCUGUAUAAAUUGUUCUUCCAGUUUCUGAGACUUUUUGUGAUGGGAAAUUUGCAUAAAGGAUUACACCUGUUUAGACAGCUUCUGAAACAAAUGGGUGUAGAAUUUUUGGCAUAAAUUCAUCUGAUUGAUCUGAAGUCAGUGUCGUGACUACAGAAGUGAAUAUUAAAUAGAGUGAUUAUGCAUUCACCCAGCAGCUGAAGGGUAGGUCGUGGAAAAAAAUACUGUCUGUCUGAACACAACUUUUUUCCAUAAAUUCAAGGCAAAGUGUUUGCCUGAUCUUCUGUAGUUAGUAUUCUAAUUGCAUAAAAUUAAAUGGGUUUCAUUGGCUUUUUGUAAACUUGUGUAGCACUGUACUUAACUACUCCCUGGCCAGAGAAAUCUUACAUGAAACACUUCUGAAAGCAGUCUUGAAGCAAAGUAUUUUCCUGUAACUAUUGAGUUAUCCUGUCUGUGAUGUGAAUAUCAUUCAGACUUCCCAGUUGUAUUAGUUUGUUAGAUCAGAACCAUGUGUUUAUAAACUUAUUUCAUUUUUUGCUCAACCUCUUGGUAUUUAUGAACCAAUAGGUGAUUGAAUAUUCUUUGACUACUUGUCUUGCUCUCUGAACAUGAUUAGCUAUUCAUAGAAUAUUUGCACACUGCAGAAGCAACUGCAUGCAGUAAUGCUCUACAGCUGCUAAAGACUUGCAACAAGAUUCACUAUAUGUAUAUCCUGUAAUUUGAGGAUUUUAUAAAAACUAAAAUUUCUACUGCAAUAAAAGGAGUGUUAAAUGUAAUUUGCUAGGCUCUUCAAGCUUAUUUUCUCUAACAAUGUACUGAUGCUUGAACCUGGAAGUUGAGCAGAAUGCUGUCUUUGUGUGUAUGUGUGCAUGUUCUUCUGUUCCCCACUGCUGCUUCUUAAUGGGGACAUAAUGUCUUGUGCAUUUCUGAACUAUUGCCUUCUAAAGUGCAAUAAUUUAUGACCCUUUCCUUCAAUACUUUACCCGAGAAUAAGCACUGCAAUAAUGGUAUCUAAGCAGAGCAGAAAUCUAGACCUACUUACUACCAUUUAAGUUCUUCAGCACUAUACUAGAUCCUCUUUCAUGUUACAUGGUAUACUUUUUGAGUGGUGACAUCAGACUGUUCAGCUUUUUGCACCACUGAUUUAAAAACUAAUUUGGUCAUCUAAGUUGGUUCUCCAUACUGGGAGUGGAAGACAAAUGAAUACUUCUGUAAUUACUGUAAGCAAAAUGCUGUGUUACUUCUGAGAAAAUUUUUGUGCUCCAAGACUGCUGUUAUGUGGGCAGUCUAGUGUUCCUUUAAUUUUAUGCUGUUAUUAAAUUAGAGAGGAGCUUAAAUUGGAUCUGAUUGCAACUGUAACUGUAGGAUGCAAGUCUUGAGAUUUGACUCUGAGUGGAUGAGGAAGAUUAAAAGGAAUAAGAGAGUGAAAUUUCAGUAGGAGAGUUGGAAGACAGUGUCAUGAAGUAGAGCUUAUAUGUGAAUGCUGAAUUUCUUGUUAACUCUUCCUAUUAAGUCUUAAAAAUGGAUCAAGUGGAGGAAGAUGUUUCAGAAAUGGGAUUUGAUUUGAUUUGGCUAGUAGUGUAUUCUUGGCUUUGCAAGGAGUUGCUUAACAAAUGAGACCUGGAUUUUGCUUAUGGCCUGGUAAAACUUCUCUGACGUGCCAAGAAAAUGUGGAACAAUGAGGUAAGAAUAACUUCCAAGUAGAAUAAAUAGGGCAGCUGACCUGCAGUGUGCAUCAACUUCAAUUUUUACUGCAGCCUUUAGGCUGCCUAAGUGAUAAUACUGAGUUUCCUCAGUGCUGGCAAAAAUAUUCUGUGCUUUCUUACCACACUUUGUGAUGGUUUCUGUACUAACAAUUAAAUUAAAUAUGUGAAAUGCUGGUUGUGUCCUAAUAAUUUGAGAUUUUGCUGGUGAAAAGACCUGUGUGUUUGUGCUGCUGUGUUUUCAACAGCUAGGUGUGAUGCAGAGACUGUAACAGAAGUCUGUGUUAAGAGAAAUUUUUGCAACUGUUUAAAAUGCCUGUCAAUCCCAAAUGUGAAGCAGAAAAGUUUUUGUCCUACUGUUUACCUGAUGUGGUCAUUGUUUCCACUGGUAUAAAUCAUGCUGGUUAUUGUUUUUAUUAUUUUAGCUUUCAUAAGUUGAUGUGCUGUUGCAUAGAUUCUGUGGGUAGACCUGCCCCUUGCUGUGCACAAGUUUGCUGUAGAAGUGGUCCAGCAUAAGACUUGACUGUUCUCACCUGUAGAUGAAUAAAGCAUUAGGACCUACUGGGUCUGUUGGAGAAGCUGAUGCCAGUUGGGAUUUCUUACACACAAAGUAAUUUUCUAAUGCAUGUCCUUUCCUUUAUUGUCUUGAAUGUUAUACUUUCAUUGUCACUUUUGUGCUGUCAAUUUUAUGUUUUGCGCUCUUCUUGAUGGAUGUUCAAGGGGAGCAAUAUCCAUUAAUAUUUUGUUACGGAUUAUAAUCAUGAGCCACUAUUUGUUCCAACAGUUUUUUUUAGUUGCUAACUAUAUAUUUGAUAGUACUGUCUAGCAAAUAAUGUAGCUGGUUAUUUUGUACUGUCUGUGUUGAACCUUUUUAUUGUUCGGCACCCGUAUUGCAACAUUUGCUGUACAGAUCCCUUGUUAAUUGAGGAAGCGCAGUUCUUGUCCUUUUUGCAGAUAGGAACUGAGGCAUGGAAGGAAAGACCACUUGUCUGAGGCGAUGCAAGAGCUCUGGCAGAGCAGGAAAUAGAAAAAAAGAGUUGGACAAACAUCAGGGGGAACUGACUUGUUUUAUACCAGCUAUGACUACUUGGUCCUCUUUCCAAAAAGAUACUGCUGCUUAAACAGUUUCAUAAAGUACUGUACCUUACAGUGCUCAGAUUAAGGGUAGCAAAGACUAUUGAGCUAGAACAGCAUGUUCUUUUAAAACAGUGUCAAAAUCAAUUCCCAUGUGCAAGAGCUAGGUAUGGCCCCUGGUAUCAUCAUCUUUUUGGUGAGAAAAAAUAAUACAACAGAAAAAGAUUGCAAGCACUUACAUGCUAGAUUUAGUAGAGUAUGCUGAUCUCUUGAAACUAAUUUAAAAUUGCUUCAGUGCAAGUAUUUGGUUACACUAAUUUUGGUAUAUAUAGUUUAUCUUUGUACUGUAACUUUUCUAGUGCUAUAAUUUUCUUAAAAUCACAGGAAUAGUCAGGGCCUUGCUGUUUUAAAUGUCCUUUUAAGGACAGAACCUUAAGCAAUCCUUUAUUUCAAAGGUUCAUUAUCAGUAUGGAUGGUGUAAUUGAAUUUAAUCUUAAAUGUGGAUUCAAAAAUCUUUUUCAUAAAAUGUCAGCUUUACUUAUUAACUCUUCUGCAGAAGCCAGCUCUGUGAUAAUAGCAGAUACUGUGCAGGUAAGAAAGUUUCAUUGCUUAGUUCUGUGCCAUCCAGAUGGUACAAACUUCUAAAAUGAAUUGAAAAAUUCAUCUUUUACUUGUAUUCAAGGACUGAGGCAUAAAAUGCUAAUGUAAGGGCUCAGAGGGGAAAUAUAGUUCUCCUGCAUAUUUGAGAAAAUGUGAAGUCCUUUCAAGAAAAUCUAAUAAACAGUAAUCGCAGGCUGCUGACACUAAGGAAAAAGCACCUCAUUCGCUCUUUCUUUUAUGCAGCGAUUUACUGGUCCCUACUGAUUUUCAAAUUGGAUCACUGCAGUAAAUUAUCCAUGCCAGUACCUGUGAAAGAAAGCACAGGGAUCCAUAUUUGUUUAGUGGUGUGCUUAAAUCAGCAAGAAUGAUAAAUUUGAUGGUAUAAAAUUGGAAAUACCAAGGGCUUUUCUCAGUGAAUGAGCAAGUAUCUCCAUUUGUAAUUUAUUGUGACCCUUUUUCACUGUAUGUGCUUUGUAUGUCAAAUAUUUAUUUCAAAACAAAUUAAAUUGUGUUCUGUAUUGAUACAGCUAUGGUUUUGUUGAUGUUCUUCAAAUCAAAUUGUAUUUUUUUUUUUUAUUUAAAAUAUUACCAAUGUUGUGUUGCAAAAUAGCAUUUGUUUUUAAGUUCAAAUAUCUGAGUUUGAGUUACUGACUAACAGCUUUCCAUUUAAAUGUUCUAGGUGUGUGUUGUGGGGGGUUUUUUUUGGCUUAUUUGCAUGUUUAGUUGCAGGAUGCAGUAAGCUACUGUGGCUUCAUUUGCUUUUUCUAGAGCGAAAGGAAGAUUAAGCUGUAUAUCAAAACCAAAAAAAAGCUGAUCCCUUUCUUUAAGUCAUUGGAGCUAUUUUGCUUUAUACCUGGCAUAGGCAACACCAAAUCCAGUGAAAAAAAAUUACCUAUGUUGCUUGGUUUACUGCCAUAUUUUCAGUGCAGAAGUUAAUAGAGAAAGCUGACUAUACACAUGUGUCUUGGGAAGAAUCCUCUCCCUGUGAUUGGAGGGAUUACAUAGGUCCAUAGGUUGCUUUGUGAGUAUGUGCCUUCACAAAGGUAGAAAUUAAUAAAAGGAAGAAGAAUGGGGUGAAAAAACAAGAACGUGGAAGAGGUGCUCUGUUGCUUUCAUAAACUGCAAUUCACUAUUCAUGGUUUUAUACCAUCAGUAUCCUCUGGAUAGUACUUAAGUUUUCUAGCUGUAAAUUAUUUCUAAUUUAGUCUUUAUUGAAAUACUACUGAAUAGCAUGUUCAGAUGCUGCCAUAUUGUACAAGAGAUGACAGGCUGAUCUUGGUUUACUUAAAAUGGAAAAUAGCUGCAGUGGAAUUAUGGGUUCUUGGCAGUUAUGUUUGAAGCUCCUGUGGUGGAAAAGUAGAGACAUAAACACUUGCUAUGGUUUGUAUUGUUACUGGGCUUCUUGGCUCUUUUUGGUUUUUUUUAAACUUUUCUUUCCGUGUUGCUUUGCUACAUUUUUAUAUUGGCAAUCUAGGGGAAGAUACCAUAUGUGCAACUGCAUGGGUUUUGUUCUGAUAUAUGUUUGUUUCUGUGUGCAAAGACACAUAUAGAAUAUUAUAUUUGUAGUUUAGCAUCUUAACACCCUUGGAUUUAAGGUUUUUUUAAUCUAGAAAACCUGAGAAAACUGUUUUCAGAUGGCAGAUGUUUGCCCAUUACAAUUCCUUUCAAUAUACUUUCUGCUAUAGCAACUUCAGUUAGGUUCUGACUAAAGCACAACAAAAAUCUUUGUGAAUCCUUUUGGUGAAAAAAGUUUAAAUUGGAACCACUAUUAGCAAAGUUUUUUGUAAUGGCAGAUGGGAAUCUGAAGUUGACUUUCUUAAUUCUCGUUUGCAUUUUUAACAGUUGUGUAACUGUAUAAUACAAAGCAAUAUUGAAACCUUAAAAACUACACUUAUAGCAUCAAGCAUUAGUUCAGUAUGUGUUUGAGCAUUCAGUUCUAUUCACAUUUUUAAUUUUCAAAUGUUUUAACAUCACUCUGGGGCAAAGGUAGCAAGAUGCUUACUUGCAUCAGUGUGUAUGUGCUGUGGAUUGAUGGUGGGUAUGUAUACUAACAGCAGCAGAUAAAUGACUAAAGCACAAUAUUUUGAGGUCUUUUGCCAUUUGGAUAUGUUAAUCCUUUGCUUGUUAUGAUUAAAAAGCCUCUUCCUGCCCUCUGUCAGCCUUCUCUCUUUGUGGUGUUACACAUCUGUAAGGGAAGAAGAUUUUU
Athene cunicularia (burrowing owl) is the source of this 7304-nucleotide messenger RNA. RefSeq names its product transmembrane protein 33 (gene TMEM33). Gene Ontology annotation, biological process: endoplasmic reticulum tubular network organization; membrane organization. The transcript has 7 exons. The record is from RefSeq and is a predicted model, not a curated record. Gene Ontology annotation, cellular component: membrane; endoplasmic reticulum. The coding region runs from base 85 to 840 and encodes 251 amino acids. Lineage: Eukaryota; Metazoa; Chordata; Aves; Strigiformes; Strigidae.